Molecule: messenger RNA, 2164 nt
Organism: Oncorhynchus nerka (sockeye salmon)
Lineage: Eukaryota; Metazoa; Chordata; Actinopteri; Salmoniformes; Salmonidae
Gene: ca6
Product: carbonic anhydrase VI
Exons: 11
Coding region: 89-1687 (532 amino acids)
Biological process (GO): one-carbon metabolic process
Molecular function (GO): zinc ion binding; carbonate dehydratase activity
Source: RefSeq, a predicted model, not a curated record
AGAGAGAGAGAGAGAGAGAGAGAGAGAGAGAGAGGGAGAGAGAAGCGAGGGACGUGUGUAUGUGUGUGUCAAGAGGAUUUCCAUUGAAAUGGAGUACUUCAGUCUUUUAGUUCAUUUCAUGUUGGUAAGCUUUGCCUCUGCUGGGAUAGAUGGAAUACAUUGGACAUAUACAGAAGGGGCCCUGGACCAGGUGCACUGGGCGGAGGAGUAUCCCGCGUGUAGCGGCCGCAGACAGUCCCCGAUCGAUAUCCAACGGAGGAGUGUGCGUCACAACCCCCGCAUGCUGCAGCUCGAACUCACUGGAUAUGAUGCUCAGAAGGGUAACUUCCUCAUGAAAAACAACGGACACUCAGUUGAAAUCGUCCUCCCUCCCAGCAUGGUGAUUACCAAGGGUCUUCCCGGAGGCUACACGGCCGUCCAGAUGCACCUCCACUGGGGUGGCUGGGACCUGGAGGAGAGCGGGGCAGAGCACACCCUGGAUGGCAUCAGAUACAUGGCAGAGCUCCACGUUGUCCAUUAUAACUCUGAUAAGUACAAGAGCUUUCAAGAGGCCAGCGACAAGCCUGACGGACUGGCAGUUCUAGCCUUCUUCUACGAGGACGGACAUUUUGAGAACACCUACUACAGCGAUUUCAUCAGCAACCUGGGAAAAGUCAAGUACGCAGGCCAGUCCAUGAACAUAUCCACCCUUGAUGUGCGCUCCAUGCUUCCUGAGAACCUGAACCAUUUCUUCAGGUACCAAGGCUCUCUUACCACCCCUCCCUGUUACGAGAGCAUCCUGUGGACAGUGUUCGACACACCCAUCACCCUCUCUCACAACCAGAUCAGAAAGUUGGAAAGUACUCUGAUGGACAUGGACAAUAAGACUCUGUGGAAUGAUUACCGCAUGGCCCAGCCGCUCAACGAUCGCGUGGUCGAGUCCUCCUUCCUGCCUCGCCUGGGGAAAGGCACGUUCUGUCGCCAAGAUGAAAUCGAAUCAAAGCUUCUGAAGAUCGAGGGUCUGAUUACUUCUCUUGGAAAACACAUACAUUCAAGUGAAAUUGGGGAUGCAAGGCCUUCCAAACAAGAGCCCCGAGUGAUGUCUCCCCUGGUGCUCCACUUCCCAGAGAGGAACACCGAGAGCUAUGCCCGGGCCCACCUGGCUCACUCCAUGGACCUGGACUCCUUCACCGCCUGCAUGCACCUGAAGACGCGCCCUGGAGAGAUACACACUGUCCUGUCAUACUCCAGCCAGGGCAACGACAACGAACUGAUGAUCACCAUGGGAUAUGAGGUGGGUCUGUGGAUCGGCAACGAGUUUGUCAACCUGCCCCACAACUUCCACUCCCGUGACUGGGUCAACUACUGUGUCACCUGGUCGUCCCACUCUGGGGGGGCUGAGCUGUGGAUCAACGGGCUGGUGGGGGAGGAGCAGUACCUCCGGAGGAGAUACACAGUCAGCCCAGCAGGGGUCUUCAUCCUGGGGAAGGACCAGGACGGCUUCCUGGGGAUCUCUGACACGGAUGCCUUCGUGGGUCAGAUGACGGAUGUCAACGUGUGGGACUACGUUUUGAACUCGGCUGAGAUCCGGGAACAGAUGUCCUGUGAGAACACCACCUCUCCCAGGGGGAACGUGCUCAGCUGGGGGGUCACUCCUAUGAGUCUCUAUGGGGGGGUGCAGCUGGAGACAGACUACAGGUGUCCCUGAGGUGAGGGGACAGCUGAAGCACAGGGAAGCCUGGGUGGUGUUCAGUAGGGCACAACGUAACAAAACAUUUUGCAACGGAAAUAAAAUGUUUGUUUUUUUAAAUCAUAGUUCUUAUUGGACAAGUUCAGGAAGUGCAGUACCACCGUGUUCCGUGCCGUUUCAAAACGUUUUGUCUCUACUGAACAGGACCCUGUUUCUCACAGAGCAGAGGAUUCCCACUAUCAACACAAUGUAGUUCUGUUUGGUCUGUUAUUAUGUCCAGUCAAUAUAUCAAAUCUAUCCUUUACUGCUGAUGACUAUUGGGUGUGAAGGAUAAGUCAUCUGUUUGAGACAUGGGUAUCAGGUUUAGUAAUGACAAUGUUUAUUGUUUAUUAAGUGAAGUAAAGCACAGAAGAUCUCUGAACGUCCGUGUGGGCUCAGAGCAUCAGCCAUCUAUCGUAAUUCAUAUCUGUUUCCUCAAUAAAGUUCUAUAUUAAA